AUGGCAACAGCUCGUUCAGUGGCAAUAGUUGGUGGCGGAAUCGGUAGUUUGACCGUUGCUAAUGCUUUAAAACAAAUAGGAAUGUCCGUUUCAUUAUAUGAACGUGCAUCUUAUUUUAUUCCAACAGUUGGAGCAGCAUUUGGUCUUACACCUAAUGGACAGAUAUCGCUUGCUCAUAUUGGUUUCAAAGAUCAAAUCGAAAAAAUCCUCCAUCCUUUUCUAAAAUGGCAAAUUCUUAAUGACAAUUGUGAAAUAGUAGCUGCAUCUGAUAGAAUAGGUGACUAUGGUAAACGAUUUGGUUAUUUUAUGGGUGGUACUCUUCGUUCGGAACUUGUUGAUGUUUUAAAAGAACCUUUAGAAAAGAAUGGUAUUUUACAUUAUUCUCAUAAUGUGACUAAUAUUAAACAAGAUAAUGAUGGUGUUACAAUUUCAUUUGACAAUGAAAAAGAACAAAAACCAGUUCAAGUUGAUAUGGUUAUUGGUGCAGAUGGAAUACAUUCAACAGUUGUUAAACAAAUCUUUACUCCAACAGCUCAAUCAAUAUAUUCAAAAGUAAAUCUUUUCUAUGGUAUGAUAGAUAAUAUCGAUCAACAAACAUCUCUUAAUCCAAUGAUAACAACAAAAAAUACAUUCAUACAAUAUUUCGGUCAUAGACACUGUCUUAGUUACCGAACUGGUAAUAAAGGACAAUAUAUGUGGGCUAUUACUUAUCCAUCAGUUACACCUCCAACAACAAGUCAGAGCUGGGCAAUACGAGUACCAGUACGAGUACCGACCCCUCGAGUACGAGUACGAGUACGAGUACCAGUACGAGUACCAGUACGAGUACCGACCUCUCGAGUACGAGUACCAACAAAAUCGUACUCGAGUACGAGUACUUCGAGUGUUUUGCCCAGCUCUGCAACAAGUGAUGAUGCUGAAUGGACAAAAAUGAAAAAUCAACAAGAAUUAAGUGAAUGUUUAACAAAAUUUCCUCAAUCACAUCCUAUUCAUCAAUGUGUAGCAGCAACAGAUAAACAACGUAUACUUCAUUUUGGAUUAUAUUAUCGUCAACAUCGUAAUGAUGGUUGGCAUCGUAAUCGAAUUUGUUUAUUAGGAGAUCCAUGUCAUGCAACAUUACCUCAUAUUGGACAAGGAGUAAAUAUGGCAAUUGAAGAUGCUAUAUCACUUGCAAUGUGUUUAGAAAAAUAUAAUUUUCAAAUGGAACCAGCAUUUCAAGAAUAUUAUAAAAAAUGUUUUAAUCGAACAAAACGUGUUGUAGAUAUGGCACGCUAUAAGGGUUCAUUUUAUCGUUCAGAAAAUCCGAUUAUUUCCUCAAUAAGACGGCAUGUGUAUCCACGAAUAUUUCUCUCACGAACGAUGCUGAAAAGGCUUGAAAAAGAAAUAUUUGAAAAUUGCCCUGUUCCUGUACAACAAAAGAAUAUCGUGAAAUAG
Rotaria sp. Silwood1 is the source of this 1434-nucleotide messenger RNA. Lineage: Eukaryota; Metazoa; Rotifera; Eurotatoria; Philodinida; Philodinidae. The record is from the annotation of a GenBank genome assembly.